AAUAUACCUUUCCCUUUUGCCUCGUCCCAGUGUGUUGAUGCACGUUGAGAAACAAUCACAUUGACAAUGUAUUUUAAACAAAAAGGCUACGGUAUUCUCCUACUUUACAUUCUAACAAUCACUCGGUAUCUGCGAGGUCAGGCUCACGAUUCAACAGGUAAAAUAAUAAUUCAUACACCUGUUGAGUUCACAGAAUCCACACAAAAUCCUAUUUCAAGCGACAGUGUAACCCGUAACGAUAAACUGACUCAUUACAUCCCGACGACAAAGACCAACGUCCGUCAAACAAACCAGUCAAGAAUCAGCGUAGAAAUGCCAGCGCGAAGACAGCUCCACGACACCAAGCCAGGUGAAAUGGGUGAAUCAUACGAAAACGUGCGAAAAUAUAAAUUAUCUCAGGACUUUGAAGAAUUGAACAGAUCACGACGUUCGGGUAGAACAAGAACGGUGGUAUUCAAUGAUAAGAACGGCAAGUACCAUUCCAAACAACACGAGGAGAAGCAUUCGGAAGAUUUUCCAUUUAAAUCAUUUAGUAAUAUCGAUUGCAAUCAAGGAAAAAUUCAGAAUUUACAUCGUGGAAAGUUUUCCAUCACGGGAAACGAUGAGAACCACUCAGAUUCAGUAACUCCAGGAGUGCGUGCAGGAAAGAUCCGAGUUCGAGGUGAGAUAGCAAAAGCAGAGAGCUGGAUGAGAAUGGAGCCAGAGGUAGAAUGUGGAGAUGAGACUAUGAUCCUCAGUAUCAGAGGGAGAAGAGCCCUACAUCUGCUAGUAGAUAGAGCGAAUGCCUCUGCUGUCCCCCUGGCCCAUCUACCCUCUCAAUGUGGCUACUCUGUCGAGUCGACAUGGCGAGACCUGACGUUUGUGGUACCUUAUAAUGCCUGUCACGUCAAGCAAGAAGUGGAUGGUAGUUAUGUGUUACCUCUGAUCUGGAGAGGGACCCCUGUGAAGAUGUCCUGCCCAGUGUCCCAGGCCCUGGCCCCCUCCUCCCUCUGCUGCUCAUCUCAGGGAAUGACUGUCAGACUGCAAGUUCAUGGAGCCAAAGAGGAGCUCAGAGUCCAGGUUACAGGAAAAUGGACACCACUGCUUUCGCUGGCCCUGCAGUGUGGCUACAGAAUGGACAGGCAACAUGGAGAGCUGCUCAUAUCUGCACCCUUCACUGCCUGUGGGAUCACAUCAAAGGAUGGAAAAUACACUCUCUCUCUUCAGAUAGGAGAGAAAGCCGUCACACUGGCCUGUCCUUCUUCUCCGCCUGACCAAGUAAUACAACCCCUCCGACCUGCAGCAGAUUUCCCCCAUUAUGCAACUAUGGGCCCAACAAACUCAGUUUCCACAACCCUGCUGUCUAACCCUUCUUCCAUAACCCCGUCUUACCCGGUGCUUCACCCAUUCAAUCCCCUGCCCACAUUUCCCCCUGAUCAGCCUUCCAGCCCUGGUAUCCAUGUUACUUCUCCCUUGACUAAUGGCCCCUCUGUCCAUCCUCCCCUGGCUCAGCGUCUUCAGGCCUACCCAUUCUAUCAGUAUUACUACCUCCACACGAUGCCCCUCAGUGAGUCAUACCAGUCACCCCUUUCCUCUAGUCCCCCCUCUCAACUCCCAACUACAGGCCCCACUGAGUCGAAGCCAGGCCACACUCCUGUCCCAAGCCACCCCAACUACAAUAACUCCCAUGUUACUCAGUAUUCUACCACUACAGCUGGUCAUCCAGUUCACUCUGAAACCCCCAAUCUCCGAACCCCUGAGUAUACUCUCCACCCAUACUACCACAACUACCAUCACCCCAACAUCCCUAUCCUUGAGCCACCUCAAGGGCCCAGUCCUGGUGCCAAGACGGUUCACAAACACACCGUAGAACUCCUGUGCCUCACCCUCCACCCUAUCCUCACUACUACACCCCACAAACACCCAGUGGUGAAGUCAAGAGAUCCCAUCACCCUGAUGACCCUUUUAUUCAUCUUCAACCUUUGA
This is a messenger RNA of Salmo salar (Atlantic salmon), 1965 nucleotides long. NCBI's taxonomy places the organism in Eukaryota, Metazoa, Chordata, Actinopteri, Salmoniformes, Salmonidae. The record is from RefSeq and is a predicted model, not a curated record.